AUGCAACUGAAUUUUUCUGGCUUGCCUCGAUCUCUCGUUAUAGUUUCUUCGUCUCCACCUAUUUGCACAGUACUUCAAACGGUCUGUCAAUUUUGAAAGAAAAUCUGGACUUGAACUUAUCAAAUCGCUAAUCCAGAUAAACCGCAAAAGCUAUUUGGCAGAAGAUUGGCUCGCCGGAAAAGAUGAGAGGUUAUUUGCGUAAUAAAAAAAGCUACUUGGAGGGAGGAAGAGCGUGGACGACUUUAUUCAUGGUCAGUUCAGAUGCAAUUGUUGCGGUAAACAAAGAGGGUAAUAUUUGCUCUAUGACUCCACCAUAAACAGUCAAAUGUGGGGAACAGGGCUGUUUGCCCAGCGGGUUGCCCUCCCCCAUUCUGCUGUGAUAUUUAAGGCCUUCGUUAAUUAGACGAAAAGCCCGGGGAGAGGAUUGCUGUUGGUCUUCAGCCUGUUAUUUCUUUUAAAACCGAGAACUCCACACGAGCUCUCCGUCCAGUUAUGGCUCUCUCAGUUGCUGGCUCAUGUUGGACAGUAAGAUGAAUCCAAAGGAAACCACGGAGUCUCCCACUUUUCUAAUACCGAGCUUUUCAGAUUUCUUCUAGGCUGUUCCCUUACAGCAGUUCUCACUUGACGGCAAGGUGCGGAACGAAGUGCGAGACGUGGGUCAAGGUGUCACCCAGGUAGACUACUUGAAGGCGCAUGGACCGAUUGGUUUGGGGGUGGCGCUCACGAUCGAUGACGACGAAGAGAUGUACGGAUUUACCCACCCCAGUAGGAGUGAAAUAUAG
Messenger RNA from Porites lobata, 782 nucleotides. Lineage: Eukaryota; Metazoa; Cnidaria; Anthozoa; Scleractinia; Poritidae. The record is from the annotation of a GenBank genome assembly.